AUGAGUGAAUUUGAUUUGCUUUCCAUACUUUCAGGGCUGAGUCUGAUUUUGAUUUUGAUUUUAAAUAUUAAACUCACUCUGACUACCAGUUUCAAGAAACAUUCUCCUCCAGGACCAAGACCCUUGCCAGUCAUUGGAAACCUACACGUACUUGGUCUGAAGAGGCCCUACCAAGCCAUGCUGAAGCUCUCCCAAAAAUACGGCUCCAUCUUCAGCCUGAGGAUGGGCCCCAAGAAGGUGGUGGUGCUGUCCGGAUAUGAGACUGUGAAAGAUGCCCUAGUGAACCACUCUGAGGAAUUUGGAGAGAGGGCCCAUGUGCCUAUUUUUGAAAAACUUUUUGAAGGAAAAGGAAUCUCCUUUUCUCAUGGUAACAACUCAAAAAUCAUAAGGAGAUUCACCUUGACAACUCUGAGGAACUUUGGCAUGGGCAAGAAGGCCAUAGAGGAGAGGAUUGUGGAAGAAUGUCAACAUCUAAUACAAGUCUUUGAGUCCCAUCAAGGAAAACCAUUUGAGAUCAGUACAAUAAUGAAUGCUUCCACUGCCAACAUCAUUGCGUCCAUAGUGCUUGGGAAGCGGUUUGACUACCAAGAUCCUCAAUUCCUGAGAUUUCUACAUUUGCUCAGUGAAAAUUUUAGGCUUGCAGGGGGUCCCAGCAUUACGCUUUUCAAUGUGUUCCCAGCCUUGGGAUUCCUUCUGCAAGAUGUCAAAAUGAUGCUCAGGAAUAAGAAUGAAUUGUUUUCUUUUAUAAGAACUACUCUCUUAAACUACUCUCAAAAACUGGAUGAAAACAACCAGAGAACUAUGAUCGAUGCCUUUCUUAUCAGACAACAGGAGGAGAAAGACAAACCUGAUGACUAUUUUAGCAACGAUAACUUGAUGCACCUUGUUCAUACCCUGCUUAGUGCCGGAUCAGAGACCACUUCCUCUACCCUGCACUGGGGAAUUCUACUCAUGGUGAAGUAUCCUGAGAUCCAGGAAAAGGUCCACAAUGAGAUCACCAAAGUUGUAGGAUCAGCCCAGCCUCGCAUUGAACACCGAACUCAAAUGCCGUAUACAGAUGCCGUCAUCCAUGAAAUUCAGAGAGUUUCUAACAUCCUGCCAAUGAGUGUACCCCUGGAAACUACCAGAGAUGUCAUCUUUAAAAACUAUUACAUUCCAAAGGGAACUGAGAUCAUUAUCUUGUUAACUUCAGUGCUCCAAGACCCAACCUGGUGGGAAAAACCUUACGCCUUCAAUCCCCAGCAUUUCCUCAACAUGGAAGAAAAAUUUGUCAAGCCAGAAGCAUUCCUGCCCUUUUCAGCAGGUAAGAGGAAGUGUAUAGGGGAGUCCCUAGGCAAAAUGGAACUGUUCCUGUUUUUUACAAGCCUCCUUCAGAAAUUCGCCUUCCAUCCACCUCCUGGAGUUUCUAACACAGAUCUGGAUCUCACCCCAGGCAUUGGAUUCACAUCACGGGCAACAUCCUACAAGAUCUGUGCUCUGCCAUAUUCCUAG
Trichosurus vulpecula (common brushtail) is the source of this 1491-nucleotide messenger RNA. Its product is annotated as cytochrome P450 2K1-like. NCBI's taxonomy places the organism in Eukaryota, Metazoa, Chordata, Mammalia, Diprotodontia, Phalangeridae. The coding region runs from base 1 to 1491 and encodes 496 amino acids. Gene Ontology annotation, biological process: xenobiotic metabolic process. The record is from RefSeq and is a predicted model, not a curated record. Gene Ontology annotation, cellular component: cytoplasm; intracellular membrane-bounded organelle. Gene Ontology annotation, molecular function: oxidoreductase activity, acting on paired donors, with incorporation or reduction of molecular oxygen, reduced flavin or flavoprotein as one donor, and incorporation of one atom of oxygen; iron ion binding; heme binding. The transcript is spliced from 9 exons.